This is a messenger RNA of Numida meleagris (helmeted guineafowl), 11966 nucleotides long. RefSeq names its product calpain-14-like. The record is from RefSeq and is a predicted model, not a curated record. Gene Ontology annotation, cellular component: cytoplasm. Gene Ontology annotation, molecular function: calcium-dependent cysteine-type endopeptidase activity; calcium ion binding. Gene Ontology annotation, biological process: proteolysis. NCBI's taxonomy places the organism in Eukaryota, Metazoa, Chordata, Aves, Galliformes, Numididae. The transcript has 22 exons. The coding region runs from base 7305 to 9380 and encodes 691 amino acids.
GGCUACUGACACAUAACCAACAUAGUGCUAUUGCCGCUUGUCAUGGUCUUGAAGAACCAGCCUGUGCCUGGAAUAGUUCACCAUUUAACUUAGUUGUUGUCUGUGCUCUUUUAUUCCUUUCACAGUUAGGGCAACAGGAGGGAUGGAGAGCGAAUGCUUUGGUGCUCAGGCCGGCAGCGGUUCGCAGUGCCCAUCUAUGGCCAGGCCUGCCUCCAGUUCAAGAAAUGUGGCAAGAAGCAGUCUUGGAAGAGGUCCCGUCGUGUCAUGGGUGCCUGCCCUUUCCCAGCCGUCUGUGUCCAGCACUAUUUCAGGCCGGGAGGAGUUUGAUGUGUUGCAGAAGGAGAUGCAACUGUGCAGUAAAAGUGGCUGAUUUUCACAGGGGAAGAGCAAGGUGCACAUGGUCCCAUGUGCCCGGAUCUUACUGUUCAUUCAGAUAACAAAGAUAGGGUAAUAAAACUGUUUCCACUAAACCUGUUUCUCCUUUGUUGGCAGCCAGGGACUCUCCUGGGAAUGUGCCAGAGGAUUUGGGGAUUUUCUAUGUAUUUGACUGUAAAUAAAUUUUCUUGAUUCUGCAGUUGGGUGUGUUUGCACAGACAGCUUUUCCGUGCAGCCUAACCAAGAGGUGGAAGCAAUGAGUCCAGGGACCAGCUUUGUUCUUCUGGAAGGAAAUAACAAGUUGACUGUAUGUUCUGAAAGUCAGGCUCCCCUACUUUGCUGCCAAUGCCUAAAGCUGGUCUGAAAUGGGAAUUAGUGUUUUUAAACCUUUAUAAGAUUCAUUUCCCUUGUUGCCUUAGUUUUUAUAAAUAGACUGAGAUUUUGGCUCUAAGAAUUAGUUUAAUUAUUUCCAGUAAAAAUUCCUGAAAAAGAAGGACCCUGUAGAAAUCAACAAAGUUUGGCAAGAAUUCCUUGUUUUGUAAGAAAAAACUUGCUUUCAUCUUCUAGAUAGUUCUCCAUUUAAGGACUGUGCUCCUCAGAGGCCAUUCUGGUAUUUCUAUGGCUAUAUAUGGAGCCUGCUGCUCCUCAGUGGUUCCUUGUGAUAGUCUCAGGGCUGAGUAAAGGUCAGGCCAGGAAGUCUUUGAUGGCAAAUCUCCCCAGACCACCUUGAUACCCUUCCUGAAUGCCACGAAUGGGAGAGAAAUGUGAGUAAGCCUUGUGUUGUGCAACUUCUGGGAACUAACUGCUGCAGGUACAGCAGAAGCACCGUUGUUCCACGUCUACAAGAUAAAGAUAUAUAUUAAUGAUUAAGAUGUGUUUAUUGUAAGUAUAUAUACUAAAAGGCCAAAAAAUGUAUCCUCACAAUCUCUGAAGACAGUUCCUUCCAUUUGCAUUCAUUAUUACAAUGGCAGAUUGUAACAAAACUACUCAGUUUUUAUAGACUUUCUUUAGGUGACUCACAUUUGUUGCACAAUUUUGUUUGGGUUUUUUUUGGUCUGUUUUCUUAGCUGAUUCUCUCUGAGAGGCUGACUUCCUCAGGGGCUUUCCCUACCUUAGAAGUAUAGAAGCUUGUCGAACUUGUCAAAAACAAUGGAAAGUAAAAUUAAGAAAGGAAGUUUAAGGUACAAUUAGUUUUUUGGGUUUUUUUCCUGAAUUCAAACUGAAAAUUUUGUUCUUUUUUCUUUAUUUAUUCCUUUUUAUUUCUCAAAUUGACUUGCUUUAAUGCAGAGUUUUCUGUUGGACAGAUUGGUCUCACUAUGAUUUUUCAUGUAAAAAAUCACUGCUGGAAGAAGGGUUGUUUUUUUGUUUAAAGUUUCUGAGCAGUUCAAACAAACACAAACUCACUCUUUCUAACGUCCUACACAUUAACUGCUGUAUUGCAGUGCUUAGAAGGUGCUGAUACUGAUGGGACAGGUCUGUUGCUGUCCUCUGUUAAUGAAUUUGUUGUCCUCUCUCUAUGAAAUAUUAAACUUUUAGUUCUGUAGGUUUUCAGUCUCUGUUGCUGGUGGUGUGCAGACAGAACAGGACGUUCUCCUUGACCAGCAGAGAGACUUUGCUAGGGAAGAUGCUGCUGGAAGUGAAUGGGGCUAGAGUCCAGUCAUGUUCUAUUUGUCUUCAAAAUGAAACCUAAUGUUUGGGGGCAAAAUACAGUGCUGUGUAACUGAAACUCGGUUCACGUGAAAUCGUCACCGUGACGUGUGUUUGCUUAUUGCCCUGCCUUAGACUGGACAGGUUUGCUUCCUGUGAAGGUCAUCUGAGAAUGAGGAGAUGAGCAAAUCUCCAUGUUUGAAAAGAGAUUGUGAUUCAGUCAGUACUGUAAAUCUUUGGCAGUUUGAAGAAGGUUGUGGGAACGGUGCGGUUCAGUAAAAUUCACUUCCUGCCAGGGCAGUUGUUGUCACUGUUUGUUUAUCACCAAGUCUGAAACCCAAAAAGCAGUGUCAAAAGUUCAGUUAAUGAUGGGUGCAACAGUGAAUAGUAGAGUUUGUGUGAAAGGGACAAGGGGAAAAGGAUGUGCGGCAGCCCAGAAUUAAACCAAAAACGCUAUAAUUUGAUAAGUAAGGGAAAGAGACUUUCCACUGAUUCAGCGUGAUCGAACUUUUCAACCUUGCUGUCAUGUGGCCUCGAUGUUGUCUCCAGGGUGGUCUGUCACUUUCCUACUCAUUACUUUGUCUUUACAACCAAGAAAGCUGCCUCCUUCUUUUCCUACCCUCACUGCUCUUCCAUAUUCCUCUGAAAUAUUUUUUAUUGUGUUUCUCCUGCUGUUGUUCUCAGAUGGCUUGGUACACCUAUGCUGUCCUUUGUCCUGCCCUCCACAAGCAGUUUUUGUCCCCUCAUUGUUUGGCAUGGAACCAAGUGCUGGCACACAAAAGUGCCACUGGAAAUGGGAAGUAGGGUCUUGGAUAAUGUAUGCGAAUGGGAAGCAUCCUUGCUUCAAAGUGUUUCAGUUUUUACAUCUGAAGAGCAAAGAAAGUGUGUUGUAGUCUACAUAAGGGACCUGAUCCAUAUGAUGCCUGUUAUAGUGCCGGAAUGAAAAAUCCCGAGCACUUCUCCAUGCUUAGCCAUCCUUACAGUGCAGAACCUUGGAGAUUUCUCUUAGAACUCUUUGAUGGUUUUGACUGUGUCUGCCAUAGGGUAUAUACUUCAUUUGAACUUAUACGUAUAUUCUUUAUAGAAAUUGUUGUGAUUUGGUGAUGGAUUAAGUGGAGAUGUGGUCAUGCCCCAGCUGUUCUGAGAGUAGGUAUUUUUUGAGGGUAUUUCCUUUCUGAAUAUUUCCCUACCUGAGCAGAAAUUAUGUUUAAAUGUAUUAAGAGAUGGUUGAAUGCAUCCUCCUGUUCUGCCUUGCCAGUGAUGCAUGGAGCAUUGCAGAGUUUUGUGCUUUGAAUAAUCAAACGGUGUACUAAACAAGGAAGCUGCCUUCUGCUUGAAGGGUUGAGUCAGACAUUAGAUGGGCUGAGCUUUUAUUUUAUGUCUUGUGUGAGAUAUUUUACAUUGGGAUUCUCAGAAAUGUUCUGGCAUUACUCAGUAUUUUUUUUCCCCGCCUUCUGCUUCUACUGCAGUGCUUGCUAGGUGAGUACUAGGUCUCAGCGUUACGUAGGCAAGGCGUAUAUAUACACACAUGCACACACAAAUAUAUUCAGAAGUAGGGAUAACAUACAUGCUAUUUGUAAGCAGAGUUCAUCACUGCCAGCAGAACAAUUAUCCUUUGCUGUGAGGACACACCUGGAGAAGGUAGGACAUCAAAUGCCAAGUGCUACAUGUAGAGUUUGGUGCUAGCAUUCAUUAACCAGUAGCCAUGUGGGUGGCACAGAGUUAGGAUGUUCCAAGGGGUUGAAAGGAAUAGAUCUCUGUCACCGCUUGCCAGAGGCAUGGUGCUGAGAGGAAGCUGUCCUCUAGGAUCAAAAGAGUGUAUUAGUUACAUGAUGCUGCUAGCCAUGCUGAACAGCAGCUGCUGCUGUACUUUUCUAUGGAAGUGUUGAAGGCAAAGGCAGAAAGUCCGUGUCAGCAAACAUGAGAAGAAUGGGUGUGAUAUAAAGCAACUAGAUGAGCUGCGUCAGCUGCUCUGCAUGUCACAGUUCCAAAGCUCCUGCCUGCCAAAUGGUUCCUUUCUUUUCUCAGCUUUGUUGUUUAAGGAAGGUUUUGCUGAUAUUUGACCACAGGGGUUGAAAGUUUCUUCUGAAGUUCAGCUGAAGUUGUGGGCUGCCAGGAUCUCUGAUAGUUAGGAUGAUCAUGAAUGAGGACGUUGUAACCUUAAAUGCUAAAGGACAGAUCCUGAGUUAAUGGGAAAUUUGUGUUUCCACUGAUUUUGACACAGCUUAGGCAAUAUUCAGAGUAAAAAAUAUAUCUUUAAAAUUCUCAGCCAGAGUCUUUGAAAGUGUUUACUCAGGGAGGUAUUGGCUGAAGCUCUGAAAGCCAUCCAGGCAUUUUCCCUACAGACUUAUUGUUAUCUUCAAUGGGAGGCUCUGGGGCAGGUUCCCUGCUUGGCCUUGAAAAUGUUAGUGCCGGAAGAUGUUCAUGACCUUUUGGGCCAAGAAUCUAAGCACUGGAAAUUCAGGGCAAGGUUCUCCACCUAACAGUACUUUCAUUUAUUUUGUGAGGAAACACACGUAAGUACUUCUUUUCAGGAUAUUGUUGUUUGCUGAAGCACACAAGAAAAGCAGGAGUCUGUGUUGAGUUUUUAUUUCUCAAAUACACUACUGUGUUUAAUUAAAGACUUGAGGUUGUACCUGCAAGUGCAGCUUUCAUGAUGUAUGUUAAGAGACUUACGAAGAUUAACUGUGCCUAAUACAGUCUCACUUUCAUUUUGACUGUUUAUUUCUCUAGUUCAAGUUCUGUUGUAUUACAAGAAUGGUUGUAAAAGAUGGCCCGGCGUCUUUUGUUCUGCUCACCCUAAAAUGUACUAUUUUGCAGGCAAACAUUUGUAUUAUUCCACACAAGAGUAGCUCCAGAUAGAGAUUAACUCAUGAAAUCAGGGGAGCCGGGCAAUGUUGUCCAAGAUAAAUCCUCUUGUAGAGAAAGAGGCUCUCAGGGAAUUCUUUGAUGGUACGGUUACUUUUGACUGAAAGUGAAGAAUUUUCUGUGACGUCUUCGGAUUUUUAUUUUUAAAUAACCAGGCCACUUCAUGGCAUCUAAUGUGAUAAGCAAGAUCUGUGGAGAGCACAGGAUGCUAAUUUAGUGGAAAGAUUUAUAUCAGAUGGCAGACAUACUAACAAGAGUAACAUGCAAAGAAUAGAGGAUCAUAUCCAUCCAGCCUGCACGUUCACAGCUUCCCUCUAUAGCUUUUAACCUGUCUGCUAUGCUUGGCUGCUUUCCACUAGAAAUCAUAAUGGCUGGAAGAGACGUGCACUGACUGCUCUCCAUCCAUGCCAGAAGACACGGUGGGACGCACUGAUUGCUGACGGUCUAGUUCAGUAACAUUGCUGAGUGGAGUACGGGUGACGUAUCGUCAUAUACAGCUGUGUCUGCCUCCUGCUUGUACACAGGACUGAGGUCAAACAGAGGGCAGAAGGUGGAACAAGGUUUCCAGGUAACUUGGGAAAGAGUUUAAAACAAUACACCUACGGGUAGUGUCGGGUGGGAGGUUUUCAAACUGCCCCACCAACUCUCAAAAAGUGUUACAGUCAUGGCUGCUGGCUCAGCUUCUUGGGAAUGAGGCUGUAUGUUCAGGUGAUUUAAACCUCCAUUUUUGAGAGCAUUUUCUUUUUCGUACUGUUUUUUGGUUUCAAAGCCUAUUUUAAAGGUUUAGUUGUUUUUCAAGUAAGUAUCAGACAGGUAUGAACUGGUGAAAGGGUUACAAUGAUCUGUUCAAGUAUUAAGGAUGUUCAGCACACACUGUAAUCAAUUCUUAGAUAUCUGCUUUUCAGCAUAGCUCAGAGUAUUUCAGUUGCUCACCAGUUCUUCUCCUGUGGAGCAGCAAAAUGAGAAUUUCUUCAUACGUGAAGACCAAGCACAGUUGGUCUCCAGGCCAUUUCCCCCCUCAUUUUUGCAUUAAAUCUGUUUCUCUGUCCAUUGUUCAUGUUGUAGCUGUGAAGGUCAAUGACUGCAAGACAGACAAGGUUUGAAGGGAGAGAUGAUGUUUUUUAUCUGGAGAAAAAGUAGAGAAGUUGUUAGGCACUUAAAUUCUAGGUUUGAACUGAACCAUGUUAAUGUGCAAUGAAAAAUUGAGUUUUUGCUUCCAAGGCAGUGUUUUGAACAUUUUUCUUUCGCUUGCCCUUGAGAAGCAAGCCGUGUAGAGCAAUUUCAAAACAAAUGAGGAGGGCUCUGUGUAGGAGGAUGGUGUAAUCUGUGUUGGUUUUGUUUCUCACAGGGAAUACUGGUGGCCUACAACUUUAAUGGGAGUAACAAUCAACUGGUUCUUAAUUGAGAUCAGUUUCCUAGUGUGCCUGAGGCAGUGACUUGGAAUCUCAGAGAGCCUCCUCAGCAGGGAAGGCUUCCAAAUACUGUCAUUCCGACAUGGGAACCAUUUCUUGAACUUAGUAGCAUGAUAAAUUUUUUCAGUCUGCCUUGUUACUGUUGACGGGCGUGUUUUGUCUUCUGAGUUUCUUAAUCAUUAUUUCUUUUUCCAUGCAAAAGAAGCCAAAGGUAGCAAAAGGUGAUAGCUGCUAAUAUUUAGCAUGACUACUGACAUACAUGAAUGAGGCAUGAAAAAUGGGUUAUGAGAUCACUUCUUGCUGUUUUCAGUGGGAGGAUGAGAAACAUCUGUCUUGAAUAUUCCGAGGAAAAAAAGAAAUCUCAGUAUGCAAUUUCAUGUGUGAAUCUGUGGUCAUCAGCAAGAUGGAAUGCAGUCUCUUGGGGAUGAUUGUAUCAUUUUUCAGGAUGAGGCAAAGAGGGCAAUGUCUAUUGGAGGGUUUUGAGUAAUGGCUUUGUAACGCCUAACGCGUUCCAUUUUUUGUUAGCUUUUGGUUUGUCUUAAUGUUUUCCUUGUUUUGGGAGGGGAAAUGUCCACAUCCCGGAUUGUCAUCUGUGUUUCAGCAUGUUAUGAAUAGACUGUCAUUCAUGUUCUAGCAUGUUAUGAAAGUAUCCUGGAGAGCCUGGAAUUGUCUGGAGGGAGACUGAGAAUAGCUGUGUGUAUGGCUUCAGAGCCCGGGUAAAAGUCAGUUGGUAACUCAUUUUGACUUAAAUCUGCAGAAUGUAAAGCCUUAAAAACGCGGUGACAGGUAUCAGAUUAGAAUCAGACAUUCCUGUGGGUGCCGUCCCCCUCUGCUGGCUAAAGAAAAAAUGUUAAAAGCUGAGAUCCAAUUUACUUUUUACAUUUAUUUUAAUGAUCAAGAACUCUUCUGGAGAAGACAUACCUCAUCCCAAUAUACAAGGAGUUUCUAGCAGGACUGGGCAGGGCAAGCUCCCUCUAAACUCCGCAGUGGAAGAACAUCACCAUGCCUUUGCUGCCAUGCCUGAAAAAAAAGAAGUCGCCUGUGUCUUUGGGAAAGAAUAUAUUUCAAAAACACAACCCACCUGUCCAGCAGAACUACCAGGCCUUGCUGGAGAUGUGCUUGAAGAAUAAACAGCUGUUCACUGAUGACAAUUUCCCUGCUGACAUCAGCUCUAUUGGAACGGGAGCAAUACUGAAGAAACUCCCCCGAAAUAUACAGUGGAAGAGGCCACAUGCUUUGCACAGAAAUCCAGUAUUUUAUGCUGCAAACAGAAAGCACCUUGACCUCUGCCAAGGAUUAGUGGGGAACUGCUGGUUCCUGGCGGCUCUGCAAGCCCUGACGUUCCACCAGGACAUCUUAGGCGCAGUCGUGCCACAAAACCAGAGCUUUGAGAGGAAAUAUGCAGGCAUUUUCCACUUCCGGUUCUGGCACUUCGGGGAGUGGGUUGAUGUGGUGGUUGAUGAUCGCCUGCCGGUGAAUGAGGUGGGGGAGCUGGUCUUUGUUUCUUCGGUCUAUAAGAAUGUGUUCUGGGGAGCCCUUUUGGAGAAGGCAUAUGCGAAACUGUACGGCUCCUAUGAAGAUCUGCAGAUUGGGCAAGUUUCAGAAGCCUUGGUGGAUUUCACAGGUGGUGUUAAUAUAAGGAUCAAGCUUCCAACAGCUCCUCCUGAUCUGUGGGAUAUCCUGACAAGAGCAACCUACAGCAGAUCUCUCAUGUGCUGUCAGACACAGUUAGGGGCAACAAAGGUCUUGAAAAAUGGACUUGUUGCUGGCCAUGCUUACACAGUAACUGGUAUUAGAAAGGUGACCUGCCAAUAUGGACCAGAAAACCUAGUGAGAGUGAGAAAUCCAUGGGGGAAAAUUGAAUGGAAAGGAGACUGGAGUGAUAGCUCUUACAAAUGGGAGUUGCUGAGCCCAAAGGAGAAAAUUUUGCUGAGGAAAAAGAAGGAUGAUGGAGAGUUCUGGAUGUCUCUGCGAGAUUUUAAGAUUCAUUUCGUAGACUUUGUGAUCUGUAAAUUAACUCCAGACCUGGUGAGCCAGGAAGAUGGGAAAAAGUGGAUGUAUUCCCUGAAGAAUGGGAGAUGGGUUAAAGGAAGCACAGCAGGAGGAAGUCUGGGAUUCUCCAAGGGCAUGUUUUGGAUGAACCCCCAGUACUGGUUGAAUAUUUUAGCAAGUGAAGACAGUAAGAAAAGCCUGGGUUCUUGCAAUGUGGUUAUAUCCCUGAUGCAGAAACACAGCAGCAAACACCGGAACCGAGCUCCUCACCUCUUCAUUGGCUUUUCACUCUACAAGGUGGCCCUACAGCAAGAGGAAAUCAAUCGAAAGCUGCCCCCAGCAUUCUUCACCCGGCACCAGCCUGUGAACAAGCGGCAGGUCUUCCUUGAUGAGCGGGAAGUGACUUGUGACUUCCACCUGGAGCCCGGUGUCUAUGUGAUUGUGCCAUCCACUCAGGAGCCUCAGCAGGAGUCUGAAUUCAUUCUACGUGUCUUUUCCAGGAAGCACAUCCUUCGGGAAAUGGGUGGGAACACCAGUUUCAUCCUCUCCAAGGAAAUUGUUGAUAGAUAUGAAGGCAAGAUCUGGGAGGAUUUCUUCACAAAACAUUUUGAACAAAAUCCUGAAAUAAAUGCUGUUCAGCUCCAGAGGAUCCUGAAUAAUGUAUCUUGGAGACAUUUUCGGAGUUUUCGCCUGAGUUUCAGUCUGGAUGCCUGCCAGGGUAUCCUGGCACUCCUGGAUCUGAAUGCCUCUGGCACACUGAGUAUCCAGGAGUUCCGAGUCCUGUGGAAAAGGCUGCUUUUCUACUUGGAAGUUUUCCAGAAAAGAGACACUAGCAGAUCAGGAAAGCUUGACCUGGUAGAACUGCGUGCAGCUGUACAGGAGACAGGCAUUUCACUCAGCAAUGAAGUCUGUAAUUUGAUGGCAAUCAGAUAUGGCGACCCUGACUUGAAGAUCAGCUUUGAGAGCUUCAUGUGUUUCAUGCUUCGAGUAGAGAUCAUGGGAGAGGCCUUUCGCAACUUAACGCAAGAUGGUAGAGGGAUAUACCUGCAGGAAUCUGAGUGGAUGAUGAUGACACUGUAUUCCUGAAGGAGUGCUGGAAAGGAGGGGACGGCAAGGCCUGUGCUGCGAUGAGGAAGGCUGCUUUCUAUCAACUUGCUGUGUAUGUUGGAGUCUGGGCCCUUCCCUGCAAUUUACCUCAUAUGACAAGUCUUCCCCUCAGGCAGACUUGACCUACUGACCUUAGACUUGGUGCACUGAAAUCUUUCUCAUGAAUGCAUUUAUUUUGAGUCCUGUUGCACUUCAGACAACCCUUCUGAGAAGAGACUGCUGGAUGCCAACCACUGUGGCUGCACACUGAGACACCAUGGAGCAUAGAGGCUGAGUUUUUGGAAUUGCCUAUUUAAUGCUGAUGUUACACUGUUAUUGUUAUAAUUUGGACUGCGCUGUGGUAGUAUCCAAAGGCUGUGCUUGAUGAUGGAGCUUUAUUGGGGCAAGUAACCAGUGAACCUAGGAGAGAAACAGCCCCUGCCUGAAGUGUCUUGUCAUCUAAUAGAGGAAAGCCAAAUCCUGUAGUUGCUUGGCCCAUGGUAGACAGCUGGAGUCUGUGCUUGUUGGGAUAAGGGGUGGGGGAAUUCUUCCUUAGCCAUGAUUUGGAAAGAUCAUUUGCAAGCAUUCAAACCAUCUCUUUUGCUUUCAUGAGUCAGCAUAGCUCUAUUGAAGUGAACCUAAGGUGAUCUGACCAGUUGCUGGACCAAGCCUCCAGCCCUCAUUUGAGAUGGAGCUUGUGAUGCUUGCAGAUUUAGUUCAGAGCAGCGGGUUCUCUCUGUGAGCUGAAAAGCACAAUACAGUGAGAAGCAAACUAAUCCCGUGCUGUCUUCCAGUCACUGGAGACUGGCAGGGAGUAGAUGUUCACUGUAGCGUAAUACAGGAGCAGUCUGGCAGAGAGACUGGUAAAACAUUUGGCUGUUUGUCAGUUCUUUUUGUAAAGCAGAAUGAGAGAGUGUGUAUGUGUGUGUUGAUACAUGAUUCAGGCACAUGCAAGCUGUAGUGUUAGAGAAUAUACGUGGGGCUAUUCCCACCAAACUCUGUGUUGGAGUUAGUUGAUGCAUCUCUCUGUUGGACCCUUUUUCAUUUUCUUACCAUUUAGUUGUUUGGGCUGGAAAUUUCCACACUAAGUGCUUGUUACAGGUUGCUGCUUUGACUUUUGCAUUCCAGUGGACAGCACAAUUGUUCUUUCUCCUGUGCACAGUCUCCUUAGAGCACUGAAUGCAACAGGGUUCCAGCAGGAAUGAUUAUAUAAGGGAAGAAGAUACUGUAAUGCCUUUGUAGGAGGGAGUUAUGUUAAGUUUGCAUAGGCUUAUGCCUAUAUAUGAGCCUGAGCUCAUGAAUGUGCUUCCCACUGCACUAAAGCCUGUGCAACAAGCAUAUUUAGAGAGAAACUCCAUUGUGUACGUGUUCCCAAUCAGGGGGCAUUAAACAGCACGAACAACAGUGUGCUCUUUAUUUGCCAGAACAGCCUGUUCCUAACAGUAUUAUUUCCAUGCUUUUUUUUUAAAGAGAAAACUGUUAGAACCAGAUAAAUAGCUGUAUGUUCUGCUGUUUAUAACAUGACAUAUUUAUCAAUUAUUGUCGUGUCAUGGGAGCUCAAGGGUUCAGAACUGUGGGGCACAACAGGUCAGAGGGACAGGGAUGUCCAGGACCCUUGAGCAGAUGUCACAGUGCUGUCAUCCUGCUGGGCUCCCAAAGAGGCUAUUUCAGCAGCUCCCAUUACAAAGCAUGUCCCCUCUCCCAGUUGUCAUGCCUCUGUUCCCUUUUGUGACUUGCAGCCGAACACAAUGGAGCAAACUAAAUAAGCCUGAUUUAAUUUGCGCUCAGCUCAGUGGGUGAUGUUAUAAACACUGAUUUACUGCGUGUAGGAACAGCACUGGAAGAACCAAAAAGGUUGCUGGAGAGAACGUAGGUCUUGUUCUUUUGGCGUGCCCUGAAGGAGAUGGUCUCAAUGGGGGUGGCCCUAGAUGGACAGGAGUGUCAGUGUGCGGUGUUCUCAGCAGUGCUCUGCUGGACGUGAUGGGAAGUAAAUCUGUUGGUCCCAACUGGGUUUGCUCCACAGUGCUUGUUGGCAGCACCGCGGGAAGCAUUCCAGGCCAGGAGGAUGCUGGACAUAGCUUCAGUAGCUGCUGCCCCCGGCCAUGUGCACAACUGUGGUGCAGGACACCCAGUUUCACAUGGCAGUUCAUUUCAAUUCUGUACACAUUGUUUUAUAUAUAUAUAAGAUUUUGUACUUAUUUACUUCAUACCUUUCUAAUGCAGAGCAAGGAGAUUAUUUUGCUAUUGAUUACUUGAUCCGGGAAAGAAGCAGAAUUCGUACCAUGCCAUGAAUCACUAAGCACUCGCAGCAAUAAACUUUAUUGAGCCACGUGACUUGCUGUUACAGAAUUGUAAAGAAUGCUUUACUGGAAUGAUUAUACCAAACCAUGUACGAUUCAAACUGAAUUAUCUGGCUCACAAUAAAAAUGUUUUUGGCAAUGGCACCUACUCAGACACUGUGAGGCUUUUAUAUUGCUAACUGAGUAACGUUCGCUGGGCAAUUCUGAAGAUAUAUUACUCUUCAUUUACAAUGUGCGUUGUAGGAAAAAGUGGUUUAAAAGGCUGCUGAAGGAUGCAUUCGUUUGU